AGCGACGCGCCCGGCGACGUUACAUAUUAAGGAUGGUUAACAAAUCGCAGUCUUUAGGACUUUUAGUACGCGGUGUAGGUUUAUAAUGUGUCUCUCUGUUCUACCCUAUCUAGUGUACGUAUCUAGGGGUCGUUGGGGCGUUUGAGAUUAGUGCGCUGUUUCCAGGUUCCCCCAUGUUAAGCCGCGGACUGUACUUGCGUUAUGUUUUUUCGCAGAAGAGAAUAUUAGCAGGUAAAGGUUUAUUUAGAUCUUUCUGCAGCACUAUGGAUCGCCUGGUUGUGCGCUGUGUGCCAGCAGAAUCCAAGCUGAGCAUUUCGUUCUCCCUGGCAGGGAGUUACAGGCACAUGCUGAGGGAGCAGGCGGAGGAGCUGGGGAAAGCGUUGUCCCGGAUAUCUAAGAGCGCUGUCAAGGCGCAGAGCAAAGGCAAGAAGUCUAGAAAGGAGUGUAAGAGCGAGAACACUGAGGUGGAGGCGGUGGUGCGGCUUUACUUUAACGACGAGCCGGUGGCUGAAUCCGCUCUGAACCGCGACGCGUGGCAGGAUGGAGCCGUUCUCCAAGUUGGAGACGCAAAAUACAAAGUGGAACGCAAUCCUCCGACUUUCACCACGGCACUGCUUCCUGCUUCAGUCCUCGCCGGAUUUCCUGUCUGCCCAAAACUCGAGAUCGAGUUCGGAGAUUUGAGGUUUUGCCUGUUUAAUUGGUACAAGGAGAGCUCUCCAAAUGCGCAUGCGCGCGGCGGAGAGGACUCCUGGGUGGAAGCAGGAACCGACCGAGUUUUUACUCCAUCUAAUUCAGACAUAGGGCUGCGACUCAAGCUGAAAUGCAUGCCGGGAAACGACUCGAAGUUAGGCCUCGCUCUAGACCUGGUCACCUCAAGCGCAGUCGAGGCAGGGCCAGGGGUCUGCACGUUCGACGCCAGACACUUCUACACCCUCAAGGUGACUGACGAGACCACAACCAGAGUCGUCACCUACAACAUCUUAGCAGACGUCUACAGUCAAACCGAGUUCUCAAGAACAGUCCUGUACCCUUACUGCGCUCCGUACGCGCUCGAACUCGACUACAGACAAAACCUGAUCAAGAAGGAGCUUUCUGGCUACAACGCAGACAUCGUCUGUCUCCAGGAGGUCGACAAAGGCGUCUUCGGCGACAGCCUCACACCAGCGCUCGACGCUUUCGGCAUGGAUGGGGUGUUCAAAAUGAAAGAGAGGCAGCAUGAAGGACUGGCGACGUUUUACAGGAGAUCAAAGUUUAGGUUGCUGUCCAGGCACGACAUCAUGAUGAGUGAGGCCUUAGAAAAGGAUCCGAUCCAUAUCAUGCUUCUGGAGAAACUGGGCUCCAAUCCAGUGCUAAAAGCAAAGGUGGUGCAGAGAAGUACGACGCUGCAGGUAAGUGUUCUUCAAUCUGUAAGUGAUCCAUCAAAGAUAGUGUGUGUUGGAAACACACACCUCUACUGGCACCCUAAAGGAGCAAACGUUCGAUUAAUACAGAUGGCUGUGGCUCUGAAGCACCUCAAGAAAGUUGUUACGGAAGAACAUGCCAGCACGCUGAUAUUCUGUGGAGACUUCAACAGCACACCAUCAUCAGGAUGCUUCCAGCUGCUCAGUCAGGGUUCGAUAGCAGAGGAGCACAGUGACUGGGCAUCUAAUGGACCUGAGGAACAUCUACAAAUGGUGCUCCACAGCCCCUUCAAGCUGACCAGUGCAUGUGGAGAACCCGAAUACACCAAUUACGUAGGCGGCUUUAAUGGUUGUCUGGACUACAUUUUCAUAGAGUCUCAGGCUUUGCAGGUAGAACAGGUAAUUCCUCUGCCGAGUCACCAGGAGGUCACCACGUACCAGGCCCUUCCCAGUGUCUCUCACCCGUCUGACCAUAUCGCUUUAGUCUGCGACCUCAAAUGGAAAUAAUGUUGAGACACAGCCUCAAAGGAACAAUCGAAUCGCCUUUGCUUUCCGGGCUAAAGAUGGAGCAUUUCGAUUUUUUUUUUUUAUUGAGCAAGGCAAC
Molecule: messenger RNA, 2004 nt
Organism: Clarias gariepinus (North African catfish)
Lineage: Eukaryota; Metazoa; Chordata; Actinopteri; Siluriformes; Clariidae
Gene: pde12
Product: phosphodiesterase 12
Exons: 3
Coding region: 174-1907 (577 amino acids)
Biological process (GO): nuclear-transcribed mRNA catabolic process, deadenylation-dependent decay
Cellular component (GO): mitochondrion
Molecular function (GO): 3'-5'-RNA exonuclease activity
Source: RefSeq, a predicted model, not a curated record